Molecule: messenger RNA, 2622 nt
Organism: Jatropha curcas
Lineage: Eukaryota; Viridiplantae; Streptophyta; Magnoliopsida; Malpighiales; Euphorbiaceae
Product: Protein kinase superfamily protein
Biological process (GO): regulation of autophagy; protein autophosphorylation; autophagosome assembly
Cellular component (GO): cytoplasm; cytosol; autophagosome
Molecular function (GO): ATP binding; protein serine/threonine kinase activity
Source: RefSeq, a predicted model, not a curated record
CCGCAAAUGCGAAGUGUUAGUGUUUGUAUCGGCGUCUUUUCCACACAGAAACGCAUAAAAUAUUAAUCCAACCAAGACCAACAAACAUCAACUCACUCCUUUUUCUUUUCUUUUUCCUUUUCCUUUCCUUUCCUUUCCUUUCUCUGACAAAACAAAUUUUGAUUUUUUCUUCUUUCUUUUUUUGUUUAACUGUUUCUCUAUGAAUACUAGACAUCAUGAUAUGACUAUACCGGUAGUAUACCAGCACAAAAAGACACACCCAGUUGUGGCCUAGUCCACUUCACUUCACUGCCUUUUGUGGUGAAGAUGGACCUUCAGCAGACCCGCUUGGUCGGAGACUAUAUCCUGGGUCCCAGGCUUGGCUCCGGCUCUUUCGCCGUGGUUUGGCGGGCCAGGCACCGGUACUCCUCUGUACAAGUUGCUGUCAAAGAGAUUGACAAGAAAUUGCUUAGUCCAAAAGUUAGUGAAAAUUUGCUGAAAGAGAUUUCCAUUCUUAGUACUAUCGAUCACCCCAACAUUAUCCGCCUCUUCGAGUCUAUCGAGACUGAAGAUAGGAUAUUCCUCGUGUUGGAAUACUGCGAUGGAGGUGAUCUUGCAGCGUACAUUCAUCGCCAUGGCAAAGUAUCGGAGGCUGUUGCGAGGCACUUUCUGAGGCAAUUGGCUGCUGGAUUGCAAGAGCUUCAAGAAAAACAUCUUCUUCACAGGGACUUAAAACCACAGAACCUACUUUUGUCAUCAAAUGAAGCAACUCCACAAUUGAAGAUAGGGGAUUUUGGAUUUGCAAGGUCCUUGACACCCCAAGAUUUGGCCGAUACGUUAUGUGGUUCACCAUUAUACAUGGCUCCAGAGAUUAUUCAGAAUCAAAAGUAUGAUGCAAAGGCUGACUUAUGGAGUGUUGGAGCCAUUUUGUUCCAGCUGGUGACUGGGAAGCCACCGUUUGAAGGCAAUAGUCAAUAUCAGCUUUUUCAGAAUAUUUUGACAUCCACUGAGCUCCAGUUUCCACAAGGUGCUUUAGAGGAGUUACAUUCAGAUUGUGUGGAUCUGUGCAGAAGCCUUUUACGCCAAAAUCCAGUUGAGAGACUAACAUUCAAGGAGUUCUUCAAUCACAAGUUCCUAGGGGAGCCAAGGUUAAUAGUGGAUGUCGAGCAAUCUUCUUUGCUGCAAGAAACAAAAUCAGUGGUUGAGCAGUUUGAUUCUUCUUCUUCCGAUAAGAGGUCUCAGUUGUAUUCAAAGCAUCCCAUGUACUUGGCUAACAGAACUGCAAAAUUGACAAGUUCAUCUGUCCAUGACGUUGUAGUUCAUGGAAAAGUUCAUGGCAGUACAUCUGGUAAUAACACUGUACAUGAUAAGACAAGGAAAUCAAUUGAUGGAACCCAAUAUUUAUCAGAUCAACCUGGAGUUGCUGAUUCAGUGGAGUCGAUUGAGAAAGAUUAUGUUCUUGUGAACCACCAUUUUGCUUCAAUGGAGAAUUUCUCUUAUUACUCUGAGACAUCCCUUCAGGAAACCUCAACUGCUAGAGUUUCUAUUUACCCAUUGCAGACAACCCAGAGUACUGCGAGUUCUGUUGGUGCGGCAGAAAAUUCUGUAGUCCAUGGAUCAGAACCAUUAGCUACAUCAUGUUCACCAACUAUAUCAAAUGAAGUACAACGACAAUCUACACUGAAUCCAUCAACUAGGCUCGACUUGUUGCAUCAGUAUGUACAAGCUAUUGCAGAAAUAGCUCAGGAAAAGAUCAAUGCAGGACUAUUUCUGGAAUCGUUUUCAGUUGAACUUCUUGUUUUGGCCAUAUGGAAAAAAGCUGUUCAAAUUUGCUGCUCCUGGCGAGACACAACUGCAGGAAGUGAAUUACCUGAAAGCAGUUCAGCUAAUGAAUCUGCUUCUGUUCAUGGCGAUAUAGGAGUUGAAACAGAUUUUAGUAGGCUUUCAUCUGCUUGCAAGUGGGCAGAGCAAGAAUUUAUUGCUGCAUGUUAUCGUGCAGUUAAGUUAUCACAUCAAAUUCAAGAUAUCGAUGCUAAUGCCAAGAUGCCUGAUGCAAUGGAAAUAAUAUUUCAAAAAGCUCUUGCUCUCGGAACAAGUGGGGCUGUAGACGAGUAUAUGGAGAACAAGGGCAAUGCAGCAAUCUCAUAUUCCAAAGCAGUGCUUCUACUUUCGUUUGUUGCAGAAGAAGCAGAAUCUUUACAACUAAACCCACCAUUUUUAUUAACUCCUGCCGAUAAGAAACGAGUACAAAGCUAUAUAACCAACUUGCAGACCCAUCAAUCUCACUUCUAAUAUAGCAGCCAUUUUUUAUCCUUAGUUCCCUUACCAAAAUGUACAAAUGGUGUACAGGUUCUCCUUUACACAUUCUCUUUCUUCAACUGCCGAUAUCAAUCCCUAGAAAUCAAGCUCAGAUUUGAACUUUGCUUGAUGAAACUGGUUUACUACUGACUAAGAUGUUUACUAUGGCACGUACUGGAUGUAUAGAAUUGUAUAUUAUAUACUCUUGGCAUCCAGGAGUCCAUAAUUGUUUUGAGGUUUUUUCUUUUGCUUGUAUAGAAGCUAUAAAGAACUGUAAAUAUUAAGGGUAACUGUAACUACUACAUUAAAUUUUAUGCUAAUUAUUAAAUAUGCAUAUGAUUCCCA